AUUUUUAUAUCCGCCAAAAUCCGCUCGCUGAGAAUUCGUCAGGAUAUGUACCUAAGAUAAAUAUAAUGGAAGAUGUGUCAUCUUUGCUCAGAUUGCCUCUUCUCACACGGUAUUUUAACAGCAAACGGUUAUCCUGCAAUCUAUGGCAUCAAUAUCCAUGGAACCAGGCACUUCUUCAGAGAGAAAAUUGACAUGGCUAAUUACAGGCUGUUCCUCGGGCUUCGGUCUGGCCCUCGCGCGACUUGCCCAAGCUAAUGGCCAUAAAGUCAUCGCCACAUCCCGUAACCCAAGUCGGAUGCCGGAUCUAGUAGAAGAGAUCACGAAGAACGGAGGGGAAUGGAUCAGGCUGGACCAGGAAGAGAAAGAGUGCGGCCGUGUCAUCGAAGAGGUUGAAGCGCGGGGACAAGCGAUCGACGUUUUGGCCAACUCCGCAGGCAUCGGCAUGGCAGGCCCUGUCGAAUUCUUUACCGAAGAAGAGGUCCGUCAUGUCAUGGAAACCAAUUUCUUCGGGCCGUAUCGUCUGAUGCGUGCGGCGGCACCGUACAUGCGCAAGAGACGCUCGGGCGUGAUAGUGAACUUCAGCAGCGGUUCUGGAGUGGAAGCUAGACAGUCCCUAGGCGUCUACGGCGCUUCCAAGGCGGCUCUGGAUGGCAUAACGAAAACAUUCCAUCAAGAAAUGCAAGACUUCAACGUCCGCGUCGUAUUGCUUCAUCUCGGAGCCUUCAAUACUCCUAUGGUUACUAAAGUAGCGGCAAUAAGCAAAUCCAUUUACCCCGAAUACAAAGAUACGAUAACCGAGAAAUUCUACACCGCCUUGAGCACGGGCGAUUUCGCUAUCCACGGUGACCAUGUGAAAGCAACUCAAGCAAUAUACGAUGUAGUUAUGGGCAAGGGGAUAGGUGAAGGACAUGAGAAGGAAAUGAUCCUGCCCUUAGGAAGGGAUUUGGCGGAAAGGAUAAGAGAGCAUAGGGAUCGUAUUGACCAUAUGAUGGAGGUGUUUGGAGAGAUUUGCAAUAACGUCGAUGUUGAUACCCCAGAAGCCCCCUAACUACCUGCCCAUUAUCAACGGCUAUCAUAGAGCGAAAGCUAAUUUGUUGGGAUCGAAAUAGCAUCAUGGGGUAGGUAAUGAAUGCACUUAUGGUUGAUCUAGGUAAUCCAAGAAUGCGCUCAAAUACGCCUGUUCCUAGAUCAUCGCGCAUGAUGCUGUGCUUAGGCUGUUCUAGAUUUUUGUCCACCAGGCGUGAUUCAUGGAGAGCAUAGUAAACAUAUAUGAUUUGAAUUAAGUGUCGAAAUUCAAAUAUUUCCCGACAAUUUGCAUUUAUG
This is a messenger RNA of Daldinia caldariorum, 1323 nucleotides long. Its product is annotated as putative short-chain oxidoreductase. The coding region runs from base 143 to 1048 and encodes 301 amino acids. Gene Ontology annotation, molecular function: oxidoreductase activity. NCBI's taxonomy places the organism in Eukaryota, Fungi, Ascomycota, Sordariomycetes, Xylariales, Hypoxylaceae. The transcript is spliced from 2 exons. The record is from RefSeq and is a predicted model, not a curated record.